This is a messenger RNA of Trypanosoma theileri, 5904 nucleotides long. RefSeq lists its product as uncharacterized. The transcript has a single exon. Lineage: Eukaryota; Euglenozoa; Kinetoplastea; Trypanosomatida; Trypanosomatidae. The record is from RefSeq and is a predicted model, not a curated record. Bases 1 to 5904 code for a protein of 1967 amino acids.
AUGGAUUUGUAUCCCGAACGAGAUGGUGUAGAUCCAGAAGACCUGCAAGCUCAGGUUGAUCAGCUGUAUUCACAUAUUCUUGCAAGUGUGGAUGUAAGUCUUGAUGAUGAUGUCGACAACUCUCGCCGUAGUUUUAGUUCAAGGAGAUCAAUGACUGUUGGUGGUAGUAUGGAAGUGAAGCAACGUUCACAGCAAACUGUUUCAUUGGCUACAGAGCGUCGUAGCAAACUUCUUAUGCGUGGUGUGAGUGAAGGAACGAAGUUUGUCUCCGUCCCUGAUUGUUCUUGCGGUGAAGGUGGGGAGAAAAUAUCUUUCUCAGCUGACUUAACGACAUCCACAAAAGCUGCCGCUGAGGUGAGGGAUGAAGGUGAGGGUUGUUUGUGUAGUUGUCAUCACUCACCAUUGUGUUGUGCUGCUCACCACCCUUUACAUGCGGUUAAAGAAAAAAAUAGUUCUUCAUCUUUUUCAAAGCAUAUGAGCAAAACUAUUCUGCGGCCCGGUGCUGCUGGUGUAUUACCACAGUCUCUACGACGUCAACCACCAUCCACAUUUGGUAGUGGCCGUAAAGGAAUGUCAGAGCCAGUGAAGAAGAAUAGCACACCUGGACCAGGGUCUUAUUUCUGGAAUGAUGAUCAUGAACUUCAUGUGAAGAGUUCUAGUAGUGUACAUCGAACGUUAAGUGGUCGAGGUGAUGGUAGUGGUGGUCGUCAAGAAACACAAAAAGUGUCUAGUAUGAAAGAGGAUUCAUUGGAAGUGUUAAAGCGUCAGUUUUCAUUAACGUGUCAAUGUUAUUGGAAGGAGUUUCCUGAUAUUGAGAUACCGACAAAUCCUUCAGCUCACGCUGUAAAUUGUCCUUAUCAACAUAUUCGUACAACUUCAAUAAAGAGUAGUGAUAGUAGUCGCAGUUCACAAAGUAGUUAUAGCGAGAACUCUUUCCCUGAAGUUAAUAAUAAUAAUAAUAAUAAUAAUAAUAAUAAUAGAAAGCAUCGUUCAAAUGCAGCUCCAGUUGUGGUCUCUCCACGUCGUGGAGUUUGCAAUAGUACUAAAAAAGUGCGAGGAGCCGUCUUUGGAACUUCACCUCGUCGAACGAUCUUUGCAGAGCAGCAUUUGUUACAGCAAAGUGAAAAUACACUGAAUGAAAGUGGUAAACCAACAUCUCGAGAAGGUGCAAAAAGUAUGGAAAAGAAUGAGAAUAUCCCCAAAAAUAGAAAAAACUCUUCUUUGCGGAAUUUAACACCUUCUCGUCAACUACAGUUAGGAGAAGUAGAUACCGUACCUGGUCCUGGAGCUUAUAAUGUUUCCAGUGCUUUUGAUGUGGUUGCAAAGAAAGAUAAAACAAGGGGAGUAUCUAUUGGCCGUGCAGCACGAAAAUUACACACCAUGACAGAAUCUCCUGGUCCAGGUGCAUAUUAUACAGAUACGACAGGAGGAAAAGAUGAUCAAUCUAAAAAGAAGAAUUAUUUUCUCACAUCAAGUCCUCGUCGAUUGCAACUAUCAGCUACAACAAAAGAAGAAACUGGUCCUGGUCCAUGUGAAUACAGUACAGAAAAAACAAUAUUAACAGAUGCACGACACAAAAAUGCUCCUGCUUUUUCUUUUGGUCGAGCGAAAUUACCGGAAUGUGCGAAAACGCUUUUUCGUGCCUCACCUGCUGAAAAAGUAGAUGAUAUCCCAGGUCCAGGAACAUAUGAUAUCUCUACGGUAUCACAUGAAACAGGUGGAGCUCCUGUAUCAGGACGAACUGCCAUUAUAACAACUGCGAGACGUAAUGAUGAUAUGUGGCGUGGGGUGUAUUAUAAACCUGAUGAUAUCCCAGGUCCAGGAACGUACACAGUGGCCAAAGAAGAAAGAGGACCUGCUUAUUCUUUGGGAACUCGACCAACUGAAUAUACAGAACCAACUCCAGGACCUGGACAGUAUAUGAUUCCUGAUGAAUCUUCAGGUCCUCAAUGGACUAUGUCCGCACGGCGAUCAUCGCCAAAUAUUAAGGAACCUUCUCCUGGACCAGGUGAAUAUUUUGUUCCUAUUUACGAUUUACGACGAGAACAUUCAAAGGCACCUCUAUUUACUACUGCUCCACGUUUGUUACAUGAUGAUACUAAUGAAGCUGCUAAAAAUCCAGGUCCAGGUAAUUAUGAUAUCACUUCUACCAUGGAUGCAGCACGUACAGUUGUUAUGGGAACAGCUGAACGUACAACUAAUCUGGAAGGUGAAAGUAGUGAAAUACCAGGACCUGGAUCAUAUAUGGUACAACAUUCUACACAAGAACGACGUAUUGCAGUGCCUAUUCUUGGAACUUCUUCACCGCGUUUCGAAAGUGAAACAGUUAGUGGUUCUGUUAACCCUAAUUUAGGACCUGGAUAUUAUGAUUUAGAUGCUCAGAGUAAAUUAAUGAAUCAACGUAGUGCUGUUCUUGGGAGUGCACCACGUACGUCAAGUUUUAUUCCACAAGAUAUGACGACAGAUGCCGGUCCAGGAUCUUAUGAAAUAGUUGUACCAAAGGAUGGUCCAUUUUUUUCAAUUGGGCAACGAUUACCAGAUAACACUGCAGAGAAAGAAAUAACACCUGGACCUGGAGUAUAUGAUGUACAAGAAUUAACUACAGGAAGAAGUGCUGUGGUAGGAUCUGCGGCACGUUUUCAACCUAGCGAAGAAGAAAAAGCGAGUAAUGAAGUACCUGGACCUGGAGCUUAUACAACUGUAGUUCCUCCUAUUAGUUCAUCACCAGCGGUAAUUUUUGGUACAAGUCCUCGUAUGUUAGAACCUGAAGGGAAUGGAGAGAAUAACUAUAGUAAAAAUAAUCUUGGACCUGGUAAUUAUGAUCCACAGGAUAUUAGAGGAAAUAUACCUGGGGCUGCAUGGGGUACAAGUUUACGUUUUACAGAAGAGAAUGGACAGAAGGAGAUACCUGGACCUGGAGCCUAUGAAAUUUUAUCACAAUCACCAGUUCAAAAUAUAAUUUUUGGAACAGCAGGUGAAAAAUCUAAUUGGCUCGUUCCAACAGGUGUAGCCGAUCAACCUGGACCAGGAUCCUAUAUCCCACAAGAUCCAAAAGAGCGAGGAACAUCUACAGUAGUUUUUGGUUCUUCACCACAGCAUAUGCUUUCACCAGAAGAACGAGAAAACCUUAUAAAGACAAAUCUUGGUCCAGGUACUUAUGAUGCUAAAAUACAGACUCCUCAUGCAUUUCACGCUACUUUUGGAAAUACAAAAGUGGGACGAAUUGAAGAAAUGCCUAUAGACCCAAUACCUGGACCUGGUCAAUAUAGUCCAGAGAAUGUUAAUAACCCUUCAUCACGAACCGUUGUAUUUGGCACAGCUUCUCGAAAUCAGCUACAAACUGAAGGUAAUGAUAUUCCAGGACCAGGCGCAUAUGAACCAAUGGAUACAUCUAAUACUGGUGUACAAUCAGGGCCUGUAACAUUUUCUACUGCUGUACGGUUUGAUAGUCCAGAGUUAGUAAAAGGUAAUAAUGGUAAUAAAGGUGAUACUCCAGGACCUGGAGCCUAUUCUUUAGAGCGAUAUAUGGAAAGUACAACAAGUGGUGGUGCUGUUAUCAUUGGGACAGGACCUCGCAUUCUUGAUCAUGAACAGCGGGAACGUGCACAAUUACCUGGUCCAGGCCAGUAUACACCACUUGAUACUGUAACGAUGGCGAAAACAUCUGUUUACACGUUUUCUACAGAACCUCGUAUGGCAGUAAAUGGAGGAAAUGGAUAUAAUAGCAAUACUAAUGCACCAGGUCCAGGAGCAUAUGAUGUUGCUGUUCCAACUUUUACGGCACCAACUACACGUUUCGGAACAGAAGAACGUAAAUUGGAACCAUCCACUUUAGAAGAAAUUCCAGGACCUGGAACAUAUGAUGUAAAUACAGCUGUAAGAGCCAUUUCUUCUACUGGGCCUUCUUAUCUCUUUCCUACUGCACCUCGGGAAUUACCUGCUAAUUCAAGUGAUACACCAGGACCAGGACAAUAUGAGGGUAACCUAGUAGAAACUUUUUUGGGAGGUGAUACCAAAGCACCAUCCUUUCCUACAGGACCCCGUUUCUCUGAAGUAAAGAAUAAUAAUCUUCUUCCUGGACCAGGACAAUAUACACCUAGUCAUCCUCAGUGGGAAGCGUCUAAAGUGUAUUCUUUUUCAACUGGAGGUAAACAACCUUUAAAUGGUGAUGAGGUUGAUUUUCCUGGUCCAGGUACAUACAGUCCGAAUCAAAUAUUACCUUCUUCUGGUGCCCCUAUCUUUGGUACUGAACCACGACGUAUAGGAUUAUCAGCAGAUGAUCUUGGUAAUGUCGAUAAUGGUACUAGUAAUAAAAAUAAUAAUAAUAAUAAUAAUCCAGGUCCUGGAUAUUAUAAUGUAACGUUACCACCUAGUGGACCUGCUGUUAGUUUUGGUGUUGCUACAAGAGAGAUAAUGCAGAAUAAGAAUGAUGAAGGUGCCCCUGGUCCAGGAACAUAUGAUGUGGUUUCUAGAGUACCGGAAGGACCAGUAUUUUCAAUGCAUCGUACAGCCCCACGAGGAACAAGUUUAGCAGAGAUGGAAAAUUCUCAGAUACCAGGCCCUGGCGCUUACUCUGUACCUCCUGUAUUUCCUGCAACAGAAGGUGUAGGAGCAGCUAUUUCAUUUGUGAAAGCAGAACGCUUUCAAGUACCUGAUAGUGCGCAAGAGGGAACACCUGGACCAGGUUUCUAUAGUCCUCAGUAUUUUGAUCAAGCUACAGGAUGUUUUAUUGCUCGUGCACCUCGUUUAGCAGAAGUAAAUGAUGGAAGUGGUAAAAUAGAUAUACCAGGACCUGGACACUAUGAAGUUAACCGGCAUGAUAAUAUUUUUGAUACCACAGUGAAUGGGGGAGUAGCGAUGCGAUUUACGGCUUCUCGUUUUUCAGGAAAUGGAGAAGGAAAUACAUCUGAUAUACCAGGUCCAGCAUCCUAUAAUAUAUCAGAAACUACAAAUGCAGGUACCACUAUAUCGUUUCCACAGGCUCCACGUUUUGUAGUUUCUGAAUUAAAAAAUGCAGCGAUGCAACCAGGUCCUGGUGAAUACAGUAUUCCAUCUUCUUUACAUCCAUCCAUGGGGGCAGUAGCGCAUUCCUUUGGUACCAGUACGAGAAUGGAAUCUCCUACAGACGCUGUAAAUACUCCAGGUCCUGGUAGCUAUGAUGCGAGUCGAUAUGCAGCGAGAUUUAUGUCAGGUCCUGCUUUUACAUUACAGGGGAAACCAACAUACAUAGAUGAAAAAGAGACAGUAGAUUAUCCUGGACCAGGUGCCUAUUGUCCUCGUCCUGUAGAAACAGUUCGUACAACUAGUUUUGGUGUACCGACGACUGUAGAUCCUGACGCGGUAUUUGCAGCACAUGUAAACUCUACUCCUGGACCAGGAACGUAUGUAAUUCCUCCAACGUUAAGUCAGCAAACGGUUACCUUUGGUACAGCAGGACGAAUGACAGAAGUAAAAGAAGAUCUCCCAGGUCCUGGUGCAUAUCUUACAAGUGGUCCAGUUAUUAUACCAAGUCAACCUGCAUUUAGUUUUGGUAAUGCACCUCGUCCAGAUAUUGUUCCAUCUACUCAAUAUGACCUUCCAGGUCCUGGUGAAUAUCAUCAUCCGAUUGAUCCAAAACCUUCUGUACCAGUAUUUACCUUUACUGGUGCUGAACGUUUUAAUGACAUGGAAACAUUAGGAGGUAUUGGUCCAGGACAAUAUUACAACCUUGGAUCUGCAGGAUCUCAGGAUGGACGAGUUUACACUUUUCCAACAGCACUCCGUACAGUAACAGGAACAACACCAACAUCCACAGGUAACAUUGGUCCAGGGGAAUAUUUUCACCCACAUCGUUGGGAAUUAGCGGAACGUGGACCUACUUUUCCCCCUCAAAAUAUCUCACCAUCUACCAAUAAGAAGCGCUGA